This is a messenger RNA of Meloidogyne enterolobii, 1956 nucleotides long. The record is from the annotation of a GenBank genome assembly. Lineage: Eukaryota; Metazoa; Nematoda; Chromadorea; Rhabditida; Meloidogynidae.
AUGUGGCACGAAGCAAGAAGGCAGGAAAGGGCUGUUCGCCACAAAUUGGUUGACGGUGCAAAACGACAUGAGCGCAGAAGGCAAUUCUACGAGAGUGUGAGACGUGACCCUAAUGAGUUCAUGCAAGUUCAUGGCCAGCAUAUGCCUAUUCACGUCGAUCCCGUAAUUGCCGAGGCUGCUGAAUCUCCCAAUAUUUUGAGGAAAUGGCAAGGAGACGACAAUAUAUUAAUUGACCGUUUUGAUGUACGUGUUCAUUUGGAGCAGAUACAGGAUCCGCCUUCUAAACAGGCAAAAAGGAAUUUUGAGAGCAAUUUUCUGGCUCAAAUUGCAGCAAAAGAAUUUUGGCCAUCCAAGGGUUCUUCACCUUCUUCAACAUAUAAAAAAGAGCGAGAAAAGAAAAAGAAUUCUGAUAAACGUGCUGCUAUUGCUUUCUCCUAUGGAAAUUCCGAGGUUGUCAGGAAUUCGAAUACCAGUAAAGAUUGGAAGGAGAGACGAAUAAAUGAUGCAACCAUGAGCAGCUCUGAUGAUGAUGAACCUGAAGAAAUGGAUCCCGUCGUUGAUACUUCUAUACUAAAUGCAGAGUCUUUAGCCUUUUUGAAUAAAAUUGGUACUAAAUAUAAUAUUACAUCUGGAGCUUUUCUACAGCUUUUGAGUUUGGAUCAAAAAGAGCAAACGUCAACCGCUGAAAUUAAAGAAAUUGAUAAGGCUAAAUCGGCGUUAUCAGGUCGUCAUGCAAAAGCUGACAGAGCUGUUCUUAAAAGACGACGGGCAAUGAUCAUCGGAAAUUUGGGAUCUACAUUGGUAUCCAAUGAAGAAGCAACAACCACACUUUUGAGUUUUCUUUCAUCUGCUAAUAAAAAUUCAUUAAAAGAGGAAACGUCUUCAAGUGAUUCUGGAGAGGAUUUUGAAAGAACAGAGUUUAUUACUUGUUUUGGUGAAGACGAUGAGAAAAAUGUUGGUAAAAGGAAUAUGAUGUGCGGUCCUGAUGAGAAUGAUGGUGAAAAAGGUGUUGUGCAUGGUCCUGUUUUGCCAACAAAGGAAUACAGGCGACUUUUGGAACUAUCAAGACGAAAAUCUAUCAGCCCCGACUCUCAAUGGAAUCGUCAUCAAAGUGAUUCUAAAUGCGGGAGAAGAUAUUCACGAUCUUCUAGUCCACAUUCCCCGCGUAAGAAGCGAAGAUCUCAUUCUCGCUCUUCAUCUACUUCCUCUCGAUAUCUAAGGAGAUCAAAUUCUGGAAGAUAUGCCUCUUCAUCUCAUAGAGAACACCGUGAUUCAAACCGAACGAGAACAAGUUACCGGAAGAGGCGUUCAUCAUCUCGCCGACGCAAGAGUUGUUCAUCUUCCAGUUCGCCUUCUUCUAGAAGAACUAAUUCAAAUAAGAAUUCUUCGGGUCAUAAACGCAUUAACGGAAAUGAGUCAAGUAAUACUUCUUUUAAACAAUCUUCACAUUUGGCUAAUUCAAAUGAUAGUUCUUCAUCGUUCAGUACCUCUGAUAACGAUUCUCCUUUAAGAAUUCGUUCAUCAAUGAGUGAAUCAGAAAAAGAGAAAAUUGAACGUGAAAACCGUAAGAGACGAAUUAGGCGAACAAAGCGUAUUGUGAAAGAACAACAAGCAACGCGAGAAUUAAACAAUCGUCAAGAUGAUGUCGAAACGAGAGCAGAAAAAGCAGCCAAAAAAUUGCGAAUUCAAAUGCGGAAUGCUUUAACUAAAACUGCCGCACAAUUGAAAGAAGAGGGAGAGCAACGGCAAAGGGAAAUAUUGCGAGAAAAGAGACAACGCGAUGAUCAAUUACUUGAAGAAUCUCGUUUACUUCGACAGAGGGAACGUGAAAAACGACGUGCAUUGGAUGAAGAACGUGAUCGUCAGAGGAGCAAGGAGCAGAGUAGUCGUCAAUCGAGUAGCACAACUAGCAACAGCAGAAGGCGUCGACGUUCAUCUUCGAGUUCUGGAAAAUGA